Molecule: messenger RNA, 1546 nt
Organism: Prunus persica (peach)
Lineage: Eukaryota; Viridiplantae; Streptophyta; Magnoliopsida; Rosales; Rosaceae
Product: AUGMIN subunit 4
Exons: 14
Coding region: 175-1419 (414 amino acids)
Biological process (GO): spindle assembly
Cellular component (GO): HAUS complex
Molecular function (GO): microtubule minus-end binding
Source: RefSeq, a predicted model, not a curated record
UGAAUAUUUCUUUUACAAGGAACCCACAAAAGAUGCGCUCGAGUUCUAUGACGUUUGGAGAAAAUUGAGUUGGUGCGCAUGCCUAAUGCUUAGGCUUAGGAAGGAAGAAGAAGAUAUAGAAGGAACGAAAGAACGAACGAAGACGACAACGUUCUGGGUUGGUGAUCGAGAGAAAUGGUGAAGGGGCUGCAACUACCAGGACAACAAAACCUGCCACCCGAUGUGACCCAUCUCAUCGAUCAGCUGGAACGCCACUGCCUGGCUCCCGAUGCUUCCCUCGUCUCCAAAUCCGCUUACUUCGACCUCCAACUUGCCAGGGAGGAAAUGUCCAACGAAAGACUGCGUUACUUGGAAGCCAUGGCAAUUUACAGUGAGGCAAUUGCAAUGGUGGAGGAGUAUGAACAAGGCUUGAGCAACUCUCCUCAGCUGUAUGAAACAUUAGAGCAUCGUAUGACUAUUGCGGAAGCAGCUCAAAGGUUGAGGCUUCCUCUUAUCUCCAAGGAUGGUGAAAUUCAUGAGGACGAAAUUGAAAAAUGCGGGAUGAUGUCACGUAGUUCCCUUGAUAGCACUUGCACCAGUUUUACAGUUAGCUCAAGUUCCAACUCGACAAAUUGUACUACUGCAAAUAGCAAUAGUGCAGCAAACAACAAUAUGUCUCUUAGUGCCGCUGAUGUUGUGGAACCUGCAAUUGGUGGUGUACCCAAUUGCUUUCUUGGGAUUACACCUGGUUAUCUAUGGCAAACACAGCUCCAGCAAACCCCCUUCUCCAUGGAUAUGACAGAAUACCAGUUGUGUCUUUCCCAUGAGAUUGAGGCUCGUUUGAAAGCUAAAUGUGAUGUGUUAGCUGAUGCCUUUGUCAUGGAUGACAUAGAUUCAUCACCCAGGCAUCAAAUUUCAAGUGCUCCGCUUCCAGAAAGGAUAAAGUUGAUAAUCGAGGAAACAGAAAGGGAGGAAGCAGCUCUUCAGGAAGAUCUAUAUUCUGCAGAUAGAAAAUUUUCUGAGUAUUAUAAUGUCUUAGAGCAGAUAGUGGGGGUUCUUAUGAAGCUGGUCAAAGAUUUGAAGUUGCAACAUCAACAUAAAUAUGAUGAACAGCAAAAGAUAUGGCUGUGCAAAAGGUGUGAGACAAUGAGUGCAAAAUUGAGGAAACUGAAAUAUUCUGUCCUCGGUCAAACUUAUACAAGGGAUUCGGUACCUGCCCUAUAUAAAAUACGGAAGUAUCUUCUUGAUGCUACAAAAGAAGCUGAUGCUACAUAUGAUAAAGCGAUUACCCGCCUUCGCGAGUACCAGGAUGUUGAUCCUCACUUUGAUAAAAUUGCAAGGCAGUACCAUGAUAUCGUAAAGGAAUUGGAAAAUAUGCAAUGGACGAUCCACCAGGUUGAAAUGGACUUGAAACACCUCCCAGAUCAACCCAAUGCCUAGAACCCUCUUGUUUUUUAGGUGUUGUUACUUGGGCUUUCUUCUCAUAAUAGCAGCUUCGGUUGCACCGUUCAGAGCUAAUUGUAAUUGUUUAUGCUGUUUUAUCAUUUUUUAUCCCUUUUUCUUUUCU